AUGAGCGACGACGAUGAUGAUGGCUAUGGUGAUGAGGAGCAGCAGCAGCAGGACGAGAUAGAACAACGAUUUUCGGUAAGAGGCCUGGCCGCUUUAGGCCGCAGUGAGCCUGUUGACCCUCGGAGAGUUUUGCUUCUGACUAAGCACAUUUCGCGCGACGAUAUCGGCCGCUAUGGCUGCUUGGCAAAGGGGCCCCAAUUCACGCCCUUCAGUAGCUGGACGCCGGAGUCGGACAAUUUCCCCGGGACCCUGCUUGGAAAAGAAUAG
Messenger RNA from Aspergillus vadensis CBS 113365, 267 nucleotides. RefSeq lists its product as uncharacterized. NCBI's taxonomy places the organism in Eukaryota, Fungi, Ascomycota, Eurotiomycetes, Eurotiales, Aspergillaceae. The transcript is spliced from 3 exons. The record is from RefSeq and is a predicted model, not a curated record. The coding region runs from base 1 to 267 and encodes 88 amino acids.